AUUAUUUUAUAUAAAACGAUAUCGAAGCCCGGCUAUUUGAAUUAAGUCUUCGUUGUCGACUAGUCACUUGUUCAUACCGACCUUCUGCUAUUCUACCCGACAGUCAAGUCUCUUCAUAAUGCCUUCUUCAAAACCUAAGCCUUCCGAAGUUGCGGCGGAAACGAAGCGACAUUAUAUCCCUGUCAUAAGAGCGGAAUACGCCCGCCAAUGGCCAACCCAUUCGUAUCUGUUCCAGCAGCCGCUGGCGCAGAUUCCGCUCCAGAGCUCAAUCAGCGGGUUUUCUCCAUCCCCUCCGGAAUUUUAUGUUUGCUCAGGGGAUCCUGUCGACUUUGCCAUCGAUUGGAAAGAGAAGGUCAACAUUCGGAUACCAUUUAUAUGCGCGGCGAAUGACAAGAGAGCCGGCGGCGACUGGGAGACGGGUGUAGUGGGAUACGAAGAACGACUCUGUAGACGCAGUAAUCUAUCGGCAACACUUAGCACUCCCGGUCCCGGAUCUGAUGUCGAGAGCAACUACCCCAUCCCGUCCGAAGGGGGCAUCUAUUCUGAGUUUGUCGUGGUAUUCCGUGGGCCACACGACCAAUACAAGAAACUAGACCAAUGGUACGACCUUCCGGUAGUCUCGAUGCCGGCGGCGCGCUGGCCCAAGUUAAGCCACGGCGGUUCCAAAUAUGCAUUCCCACUGGAGCGCGAAAUGGUUAGGAACAAGAUCCGCGCUGCUCUGCGCAUCUGCGUCUAUUACGAGCACCGGACCGUCGUUAUCGGCGACUUCGGCCUAGGUAACGGACACCGCAACCCACCACAGGAGCUCGCUGAGCUCUGGCGCGAAGUGUUCCUUUACGACCCAGAUAUUCGGGGCCGUUUUGACUACGUCGCCUUCGUGUUUGAGGACCAGUACCAGAGCACCGCGAAACUAAUCCUCGACGACAUUGCCAAGAAAAGCAGGGGCAGCAGUAGUCACAGUCACAGUCACAGUCACCAUUCUAGUAGCUCGAAGAGCAAGUCGAAGGCAUCCUCCAGCUCGAGCUCGAGCUCCAGUAGCGGCUCCGGGUCGACGCCAAGCGACUUCGAGAUAUUCUCGCGCGUCUUCGACCCCAGCGAGAUCCAGGGUGUCAUGAGCCGACCGGAUCCCCGAUACGGGAUUUCUAUGCUUACAUCCUGAAAAGGAAGGGAGAAGUUCUAACAUGUGCGGGACGUUGAGUCCUCGUACGUCAUUACACAGCGUCGAGUGUUAUACGAACCCGUGUGGGUGGAUUCAACCCGACGAUCCGGUCGUAUACCGGGACUUUUAAGUCAAUUAACCAAUUCAAGGGCUGGGGGUUUUUGAUUAUUUAUCGUCGAAAUUGAGUAAUUGUAUGCGAGUCUUUGGAUAUAAAGAGUAAAGAAUCGGUCGUUAUGUUAAUUAUUCAUGUAUUCUAAUCACUUACGUUGUGUUACCUGCUUCUAUCACAUAAUGAUAUAUCAUAAUAUCAUCUUAAACAA
Molecule: messenger RNA, 1479 nt
Organism: Daldinia decipiens
Lineage: Eukaryota; Fungi; Ascomycota; Sordariomycetes; Xylariales; Hypoxylaceae
Exons: 3
Coding region: 119-1159 (346 amino acids)
Source: RefSeq, a predicted model, not a curated record